CCCCUUGCUCCAAUGGAGGGCCGACCCAUCAACUUCGGUGUAGUUGUACCUGGCGUUUAUCGCAGCAGUUAUCCAAAGGCAGACGACUAUGCCUUUUUGAAGGGCUUGAAGUUGAAGACGGUAGUCACACUGGUUAAGAGAGAUGAAAUCGACCACGAGUUCGAGUCCUUUGUCGGUGCCAACGGUAUCCAGCAAAUCAUCUUCAACAUGAAGGGAACAAAAAAGGAGGCCAUUCCUUCAAGCACAAUGUCCUCCAUCCUCGACGUUGUUCUGGACCGCCGAAAUUACCCUCUUUUGGUUCACUGCAAUCACGGCAAGCACCGCACCGGCUGCGUCGUCGCCGCCGUCCGCAAGCUGUCUGGCUGGACCCUUGACAGUGUCGUUGACGAAUACAAGACUUACGCCCAACCGAAGAUCCGGGAAUGCGACGUCGAGUACAUUACCGGAUUUGAGCCUGGCUCCUUGACCAUCAGCUCACUUCGGUCGUUCCACGGCGAAAGCUCGCGAUUCACCCCGGUUCAAGUCCGGUCAUUCAUGAGGACCGUUUUAUUCACUGCUUGUGUCGCCGCCAUCUGGCUAGUGUCUGGCUCUCGGAUGGUCAUUGCCCGCGACAGCAUUACCAAAUAG
Messenger RNA from Trichoderma atroviride IMI 206040, 627 nucleotides. NCBI's taxonomy places the organism in Eukaryota, Fungi, Ascomycota, Sordariomycetes, Hypocreales, Hypocreaceae. The record is from RefSeq and is a predicted model, not a curated record.